Molecule: messenger RNA, 1265 nt
Organism: Eutrema salsugineum
Lineage: Eukaryota; Viridiplantae; Streptophyta; Magnoliopsida; Brassicales; Brassicaceae
Product: transcription factor HHO5
Exons: 5
Coding region: 87-1142 (351 amino acids)
Biological process (GO): regulation of DNA-templated transcription
Molecular function (GO): DNA binding; DNA-binding transcription factor activity
Source: RefSeq, a predicted model, not a curated record
UAUCUUAUUUUCUUCUUCUUCACCUUCUUCAUUCUUCUAUAUAUACAUCUUGUAAGCUUCUUUGUCUUUAUCUUGUCGGUUUUUCGAUGGUGCAAACAGAUACAGAUCGUAGGAUGGGGCUUAAUUUGAAUUUGUCUAUUUACUCUUUACCAAAACCCUUAUCUCAAUUUCUCGAUGAACUGUCGAGGAUCAAAGACAAUCAUUUGAAACUGUCUGAAAUCGAUGGAUAUGUCGGUAAAUUGGAGGAAGAGAGGAAAAAGAUCGAUGUUUUUAAAAGAGAGCUCCCUUUAUGCAUGCUCUUAUUGAACGAUGCGAUUGGGAAGUUGAAGGAAGAGGCUAGAAAAGGGUCAUCAGUGAUGGCAUCAAAUGGCUUCGAUGCGGGUGAAGGGGCAAAACUGGAAACUGAUAAUAAGAAGAACUGGAUGAGCUCUGCCCAGUUAUGGAUCUCGAACCCUAAUUCCAAAUUGCAAUCGACAAACGAAGAAGAAGAUCGGUGUGUGACUCAGAACCCAUUUCAGACCGGUAAUUACCCUAAUCAGGGAAGGGAAUUUCUGCCUUUUAACGUUCCUCCACCACCUCCUCCUCCUCAAGCUACAGCUCCUCUGCCCCUCAUGACACCAACAUCACAAAUGAUGAUGGACUGUAGCAGAAUUGAGCAGAAUCAUCAUCAAUUGAACAAACCUUUACAGAGUCACCACAUUCAGAAGAAAGAGCAGAGAAGGAGGUGGUCACAAGAUCUUCACCGCAAAUUCGUUGAUGCUCUUCACAGGCUUGGAGGGUCACAAGUGGCUACACCAAAGCAAAUUAGGGAUUUGAUGCAAGUUGAUGGUUUAACCAAUGAUGAAGUAAAGAGCCAUUUACAAAAAUAUAGAAUGCAUAUCCGUAAGCAUCCGCUGCAUCCGGCAAAGACUUUAUCACCCUCGGAUCAACCCGUUUUGUUAGAUAGAGAAACACAGAGCUUAAUAAGUUUGUCGAGGUCGGAUUCUCCUCAAAGCCCACUUGUUGAAAGAGGGUUGUUCAGUAAUAAUGUUGGCCAUAGCUCAGAGGAAGCAGAGGAGGAAGAUGAGGAGGAGAAAUCUGAUGGACGUAGCUGGAAAAGUGAAUCAAAGGAGAAGAGACAAGUGUUGGAUCUUGAGCUUUGAAGAAAUAUCAUAAUACUCUGCAUAGUGAUGAUAAAAUUACCAACUUAUGUUAUUAUAUGCUCGAAACUUCAAGUUUGUUCGGGAGUUUUUGUAGAAGUAAACAUGAGAGGGAAAUAAGGUGAG